Zasmidium cellare ATCC 36951 is the source of this 843-nucleotide messenger RNA. RefSeq lists its product as uncharacterized. Bases 1 to 843 code for a protein of 280 amino acids. NCBI's taxonomy places the organism in Eukaryota, Fungi, Ascomycota, Dothideomycetes, Mycosphaerellales, Mycosphaerellaceae. The record is from RefSeq and is a predicted model, not a curated record. Gene Ontology annotation, biological process: mycotoxin biosynthetic process. The transcript has 2 exons.
AUGGAUGUCACAGAGCCAUUCCUUGCCGACUUGAACUCCAAGCACACACGCUAUGGUCUGCUUGAAAGAUCCCCUGUAUCGUCGUGGAUCAAACACGCCCUCUGCGGCUUCGCUCUCCUCAACAUUUUGAUCUUUUGCCUGAACUUGUUCCUCAUCUUCAAUACCAACAGUGUUGCGGCUCGCUUGAUACCAGGGCCAGAUGGAAGCUUUCGAGAUCUUAACGAUCCCGACGAUGUGCUUUCGUUCGUGCCGCACGCAGACAAUGCUCGAAAGGUGAUCGACGGACGUCUCUUCACGCUGAACACAACAUCAGCCUGGGAUCUCGUGGGCCCCCCAUCCCCCACCACCGACGCCCUCUGGGACGAGCUAUCCGCCGAAGGCCACGAGAUCAUCCUCGUCAACGCCUCAACCCUCAGACAAGCAGGCUACGACCCAGCAAAAUACUUUUCGGCUCCGCUCUCAUGGAACUUCGGGCCAGACAUGUAUCCCGUCCAGAUCGACGUAUUCCACCAGAUCCACUGUCUCGAUGUGCUGCGAAAGCACGCACACUUUGAUCGUUACUUCCCGGACGGAAAGACGGAUUGGCAGCAUUUUGGACACUGCCUGCAUAUCUUGCUGCAGAAUAUACAGUGUCAUGCUGAUCUGGAAUUGAUUCCGCAUCGAUGGGUUGAGAAGGAUCCUGUGCCGUUUGCACAGUUUAGUAUUGGAAAGCGGUGUCGUGAUUUUGGAGCCAUCAAGGAGUGGAAUCUGGUCCACAGCAGAAAUGUGACACAUGCCAUGUGGCAGUCGUCUCGUCCGUUAGAAGAGUCGGUGAUAUGGCCUGGCUAUGGGGAGGGUUCAUAA